Molecule: messenger RNA, 720 nt
Organism: Thamnophis elegans (Western terrestrial garter snake)
Lineage: Eukaryota; Metazoa; Chordata; Lepidosauria; Squamata; Natricidae
Gene: TMEM91
Product: transmembrane protein 91
Exons: 3
Coding region: 1-720 (239 amino acids)
Cellular component (GO): intracellular membrane-bounded organelle; membrane
Source: RefSeq, a predicted model, not a curated record
AUGGAGAACAUCCAUGAACUACAACAUCCGCUACUGGGAAACCCCGCUAGCAAAACUCUCCUCCCUGGCGGGAUGCUCAACUGGGCAAGCUCCCACGACCGUUCCGGACUGCUGUCCCACCACGUGCCGUCCAACCUCCCCUGGCUCUCCCCCAGCACUGGUCUUCUACCCAACCAGCUCCUGAAUCCCCACAGCCUGUCCAGGACCACCAUCCUCUCCGCCAACCUUCCCGAAUCGAAGCUCUACCCGGAGCUGUGGAAAUGCAGCAACCCCCAAAACUGGAAGAAGAAAGAUUAUAUCGAAACUGCCUUCGGGGAGGGCAAAGGGGCAGGCGAACUGCCACGCAAGAUCGCCCUCGAGACGGAUAUUCACACCGUCUGCUACGAGGUGGGGGACAUGGAGCUGCCCGAGGUGGAGAACAACUCCUCGAGUGACAGUGACACCGAGAGCGAGAGCAGCUUCUCCAUGUUGCAGCCUCAGGAUUAUCUGGGCCUGGCGGUUUUCUCCAUGCUGUGCUGCUUCUGGCCACUAGGCAUCGCUGCCUUUUACCUGUCACAGAAGACCAACAAAGCUUCAGCCAUGGGUGACUAUCCCCGAGCGUGGACGGCUUCCCGUCAAACAUUUGCCCUGGCGGUCUUGGCCAUCAUCCUUGGCAUUUGCACCUACAUCGGCGCCGUGGUGGCCCUCAUCGCCUAUCUCUCUAACAAGGCCCCCACCUAA